Messenger RNA from Pseudophryne corroboree (corroboree frog), 5708 nucleotides. Its product is annotated as sialic acid-binding Ig-like lectin 13. The transcript is spliced from 7 exons. The record is from RefSeq and is a predicted model, not a curated record. NCBI's taxonomy places the organism in Eukaryota, Metazoa, Chordata, Amphibia, Anura, Myobatrachidae. Bases 288 to 959 code for a protein of 223 amino acids.
ACAGAGAGUAAGAACCAGCAGAGUCAGUACUGACACUAUAUUACACUUAGCUCCACCACACAAAAAUUCUAAAAACAGAUAUCACGUGUCAGGAACCACCUGGUUAUGCAAUCCGUGCGGAUUCUCCUGUCACUGUAGAGGAAGGUCUGUGUGCCACCAUCCUCUGUACUUUCCAGGCUGACUAUAGGACUAGAUUCUACAAUUCCAGAGGCUACUGGAGGAUACAUGACACGACUAUUGUUUUAGCCACUUAUAAUGUAAAUUUGGUUGCAAAAGAAAACUUCCGUAUGCCAGGAAAUCUAAAUGAAGGAGACUGCACCCUGACCAUGACUGAUGCAAGGAGAGAAGAUAGUGGGCAAUAUAUCUUCAGGUUUGAAGAAAGUCCCACAAGCAGAAUCAAAUAUAACUAUGAGAAUUCCCUAAUAUCUGUGAACAUAACAGAUCUUACACGGAUGCCAGAAAUAUCCAUUCCUGAGAAGAUCAUUUCGGGUCAGGAGGUGACACUCACUUGUUCCUUUCCUGUGGAUUGCCCUGGAACAAUUCUCAUUUUCCAGUGGUCAAGGAGUGAUCAGGAUGGAAUUUGGAAAAACUCAUCAACUGUAACCUUUACCCUAUGUCAGAAUAAUCACAACAUAUCUGUAACCUGUAAGGUAAUUCUACCUGCGGUGAUGGCUUCUACCAAGAGAACUAUAAACCUAGAUGUUUACAGUCCGCCAACCACCAUUAUCACAAGAGAGAUCAAUGAUUGCGGGAAUGUGGAUUCUAAAAUCAUUGCUGGGAUUGUAGCUGGUAACGUCAUUAUCCUGAUCCUGAUCUCACUGGGAAUCUUCUGUUUUGUUAAGAGAUACAUGGAGAAAAAGUUAUUAGGAAACGGACGCAAUAAGCGUGAAGAAACAGAACCUACUUAUCAGGAUCUAAAAGGACAGAACGACAUCUACAGCAUUAUUAACACGCAAUGAAAAUGAGGAGCUGAUAUCUAUGAAGAAACCUGUAACUGCAGUAAAACAAUGGUGUCAAUAACCUGUAUAUUGUUACAUUAUACAUUAAGGGAUGCAUUGUGACACACACAGGAGAGCCGAUUUAUUGUCUGAGGUUUGGCCAUGUGUGGUCAUAAAACCCGCUAAUCAUCUUAAAAAUGAUCAUCUAUUAAAAACAUACCUUACUAAUAUUUGUGAGGAACUUUAUAUUUACUCGAAAGUAAAAUAUACAGAUUGGAUUUAUGUUAUUUAAUAUAAAUAAAUGACUCUAUAGACCCAGCACACAGGGAGUUAUUAUUAUUAUUAUUAUUAUUAUUAUUAUUAUCAUCCUUUAUUUAUAUGGCACCACAAGGGUUCCCCAGCGCCCAAUUACAGAGUACAUAUGUACAUAAUAAAAACAGGAAAAAAGUGACUUACAGUUGAAGACAAUAUAGGACAAGUACAGGGUAGCUAAGCAUAACUACAUCAGUAGACGACACUUGGAUAAGUAUCAAGGUGGUCGAGAACUGCAGGAUUUGGGCAGUUGAGGAUUAUUAAAGUAAGAAAAGGAUAAUCACAUGAGGAAAGAGGUCUCUAAUCGCGAGAGCUUACAUUCUAAAGGGGAGGGGCAGACAGGGUGUCACACAGAUGGGGUAGACCGAGCGUGGGACAGAGGAUUAAGAUGAGAUUUCACUGGGUUUGCUAAAGAAGUGUGUCUUGAGAGCCCGUUUGAAGUUCUGUAGAGAGUUGGAGAGGCUGAGGGGAGAGGUAGAGAAUUCCAUAGUAAGGGAGCAGCACGUGAAAAAUCUUGGAGAUAGGAGUGGGAGGAAGUAAUCAGAAGACAGGAGAGUCGGCGUGCAUUAGCAGAGUGAAGAUGACGGGUGGGACAGUAAAGGGAGAUAAGGUCAGAGAUGUAAAUGGGAGAGGAGUGGGUGAGAGCUUUGUAAGUGAGUGUGAGAAGUUUGAAUUGGAUUCUGAAAGGAAAGGGAAGCCAGUGAAGGGCUUGUGGGAGGGGGGAGGUGGACAUACUGCAUUUGGUGAGGGAGAUGAGCCAGGCUGCAGCAUUGAGGAUUGAUUGGAGUGGAGAGAGGUAAUUGUCAGGGCGGAUAGUUAGAAGGAGAUUACAGUAAUCCAGUCUGGAAAUAAUCAGUGAGUGGAUAAUGGUGAGAAAGGGUCUGAUAAUGGAAAUGUUUUUGAGAUGAAAAUUACAAGUUUGUGAGAGGUGCUGAAUGUGUGGUUUAAAUUAUAGGGAAGAGUCAAGGAUUGCGCCAAGACAGCGCACUUGAGGGCUAGAGGAGAUAGUCGUGCCAUCAAUGGAUAAUGAGAUUGUGAGAUGUGAGGUUGUGUGGGAGGGUGGGAAGAUGAUCAGAUCAGUCUUGGACAUGUUUAGUUUAAGAAAGCACUGGGACAUCCAGGAAGAGAUAGCAGAGAGACAGUUGGAGGUACGAGUGAGGAGAGUCAGGGAGAGCUCUGGGGAGGAAAGGUAGAUUAGCAGCAGAGAGGUCAAGAAGAGUAAGCAGAGAGUAGUGGCCCUUAGAUUUGGCUGCAUGGAGGUAAUUGCACACUUUUGUGAUGGCAGUUUCAGUGGUGCGGAGAGAACAGAAACCUGACUGGAAUAGGUCAAGCAGUGAGUGGGAGGAAAGAAAGACAGUGAGGCGGUUAUAGACAAUACGCUCAAGGAGUUUGGUGCCAAAAGGAAGGAGAGACAUGGGUCGAUAGUUGGAGAGGGUGUUUGGAUAAAGGGUAGGUUUUUUAAGAUUAGGGGAGAUAAGUGCAUGCUUGAAGGCAUAUGGGACAGUACCUGAUGAGAGGGAGAGAUUGAGAAGGUGGGCAAGAUGGAAACAGGCAGAAGGAGAGAGGUAGCGGAGGAGGCAGGAGGGCAUAGGGUCAAGUGGGGAGGUGGUGGGGAAGAAUGGAUGAGGGCCAUGACUUCCUACACACAUACAUGGCAGAAAGAUGUCAGAGUUGGUGAGAGGGAAGGGGAGAGGUGGCAAGGAAUGUGUGGUGGCUGGUUGCUAGUCUGGUGGAAUGUGAUGUCCUGACUUAUGGAGUCAAUCUUGGAUGUAAAAUAAGUGGCAAAGUCAAGAGUAGACAAUGAGGAAGGGAGAUGAGGUGGUAGUGGGCCGGGGAGGGAGUUGACAGUGGCAAAGAGGCUCCGGUGGUUGAGAUGAGAAUUUUGAAGUAUGAUUGUUUAGAGAGGGAAAGGGCAGCACUGAAGGAUGAUAGCAUGAAUUUGAAAUGGAGGAAGUAUGUCUAAGGGCAUGAUUUACUCCACUAUCACUCGGCAGUACAUGAGCAUUUUUGAAGAUAUCUUGUGCAUUUGGUGUGCCAAGGUUGAGAUGUUGAUCUGCAUGCGUGAAAAGUGGUUGGUGGAGCGACAGAGUCAAGAGCAGAAGUAAGGGAUGCAUUGUAUAGGGAUGUGGCUUGUUCAGGGCAUGUGUGAAAGAGAAUAGGUGAGAGAGGCGAGUCGAACAGGGAGGAUAGGGAUGAGGUGUCAAAAGCCUCAAUGUUACGCUUAGUGACGGUAGCCUUAGGAGGGAGAGAUGGGGAAGCAGAGAUAGAUAAGUUGAAAGAGAGCAGGUGGUGGUCAGAGAGGGGAAAAGGGGAAUUGGAAAAAAUCAUAAAUAUUGCAGUGGUGUGUGAAACCAGAUCUAGUGAGCUCCCAUUCAUGUAGGGAGUGAGGUGGUCCACUGGGAGAGACCAAGUGAAGAGGUGAGGUUAAGGAGUUUAGAGGCAGGUGAUUUUGUGGGGUUAUCGAUAGGGAUGUUGAAAACACCUAGGAUAAUGGAGGGAAUGUCAGAAGAGAGGAAGUGAGGUAGCCAGGAAGUAAAGUUGUCAAGGAAUUUGGAGGAAAUGUCAGGUGGACGGUCAUUGACAGCAACUUUAAGGUUAGUAUGUUGGUAGAGACGUAUUGCAUGGACCUCAAAUGUAGAGAAUGUAAGGGAUGCUUCUGGAAGUAUAAGUUGGUAUGUGUAGGUAGAGGGUAAAAGGACCCCAACACCACCACCAUGGAGACACCUAGGAUGGGGUGUGUGUGAGAAUGUGAGGCUCCCAGCAGAGAGAGCAGCAGGAGAAGUGGUGUCAUAGGGAGUAAUCCAGGUUUCUCUAAUGGCCAGGAGGAGCAGAGACUUGGAAAUGAAAAGGUCAUGAGUGGGGGCCAGUUUGUUGCAAACAGAUUUGGCAUUCCAGAGGGCACAGGAUAGGGGUUAGGAGUUUGUGGGAGAGAUGUGAAUGAGAUUAUCAGGAUUGCUGUAGUGUUGAGGUAAGAUUUAUUUGGAAGGAAGGGAUAUAGAAGGUGUAAUGAUGGUCCCGGGUCCUUGGCUUGGAAGGGAGAAAGCAGGAGUGAGGCAGGAAGGGAGUGCAGUAUGAUAGUGGUGGAGGAGAGGUGAGGUGACAGCCAGCGGAGGGAGAGGGCAGGGCUGAGUGGUGGGGUAGAGAGCCUGUGAAUGGGCAGAAGUAGAUUUCAAUGGGGAAAUCUAUAAAUAUAGGUGGGGAAGGGAGAAAGAGGGGAGAAUGGGAGACAGAGGAGAGGAGAGAGCAUGAGAUGUAGGAGACUGGGAGAGAAGGAUAGAGGUGGUACCAGGGGACAGAAUAAAGGAUUAGGAAGACAAGUAUUAAUGGGGGAUGUUACCAGCCUGGCCAUAGUGUGGAUGGGGUAAAUAGUGAUAGUAAAAUGAGAAAAGGAAGAGUGGUGGCUGAAUGAGAGAGCAGUGGAAUUGCAGAAAUAAAGAUGAUUUGCAAGUAAUUACUGUAAAAUGUGGUUAAUGUCUACAGGUUAACAGUAAGGCAAAUGUUUUGCUGAUGUAAGAUGGAAAAUGACACAGUGUUAGCAAACAACAAGUCAGUGUUCCUUCAUUAACUAUGCUUCUUGGUGCAAAAUUUGUUUUUCAGAUAUUUGUAGGGUCUGAUCAAAAAUUGCAUUACAGGUGUUUUUUUUUUUGUUUUUUUUCAGAGAGUGAAUAUAUAGUUUCCUGAGUCAGUGAGGAUUGGAGAAUAUUAGAAGUGAACAUACAUUUGUAGUUGGGAUGCAGUCCCAGUAGUGUUGGCUUUUGAAGGCUUUUUCACAUUUGUUUGUCGUUUCAUUUCAGUUUUUGUCCAGUUUAAGUCCAGAAUAAGUCACAGACGACAUCCUUAGUAACAUUUAUCCUUUGAUAACAUUCAUUUAUUAUCAAUAUACACCUAUGAUGUCAUUCAUUUGUGAACAAAAUAUAAUCUCUGCACUCCCAACACCCAAUCAUUAUAAGUUAUACAAACUGGAGCUGGUUAUUAGUCCAGUUUAAUAUAGCAGUCACAUCAUAACAAUUGGAAUGAAAGAGGCAUGCUAAGUGUACACUUUAAUUUCCUAACACAACAAAUGUCACAUAAAUAUCAAACUGUCAUUGAUUUUAACCUCUAUAUUUCCCUGUUUUGUAGCCACAAAAUGGGAUAUUUUAUAUGUAAAACAACAAUAAAAGUGAACUUUUAGUAAUUAGUUUAGUUCUAAUACAACUCUUUGCCUCUCCUUGCUCACUUAGCAUAAAUUUUUGGUUGUUUAGGGUUGCACCCUAGUAAUGGAUAGGAUUUAAUACAAAAAUAUAUAUGGGGUCUACAAAGGAAGCAUACAGUAUUUAUAAUAUGUGUGCAGAUAUUCUCCAUUCUCCUUUUUUGGCUAAGGAUCUGAGAUUAACAUGACUGAUCCACAGCAAACUAAAUUUCAGUAGGAAUUCCUGUAACAAGGAUUAGUGGGGCAGAUGUAUUAAGCCUGGAGAAGGG